CGCGGGGGUGCCCGACGCAGACGCAGAGACCAGCUUGACCCGGAGGAGAAGCGAAUCGGCCAUUUUGGGCUGAAGGGGGCUUUCAGUCACCACGUGAGAGAGGAGAGCCCGAAAGGGAGCGAUCGAGCCAGAGCGAAGAGUCGGAGAACAAGGGGAGAGAGGGAGAGAGAGAUUUACAUAGUGGUAAUUCACAUGUGCUGAGCUAAAGGAAAUAUUGUGACCCGAACAAUGCCGACAGUCACUUUGCCGCCUAAGGAGAACGCUCUCUUUAAGAGGAUUUUGAGAUGCUACGAACACAAGCAGUACAGAAAUGGCCUGAAAUUCUGCAAACAGAUCCUCUCCAACCCCAAGUUUGCUGAGCAUGGAGAGACGCUGGCCAUGAAGGGGCUGACCCUCAACUGCCUUGGCAAGAAGGAGGAGGCCUACGACCUGGUCCGACGAGGCCUGCGCAACGACCUCAAGAGUCACGUCUGCUGGCACGUCUACGGCCUUCUGCAGAGGUCGGACAAGAAGUACGACGAAGCCAUCAAAUGCUACAGAAAUGCACUGAAGUGGGACAAAGACAAUCUCCAGAUCCUGAGGGACCUCUCCCUCCUGCAGAUCCAGAUGCGGGACUUGGAGGGGUACAGGGAGACGAGGUACCAGCUUCUCCAGCUGAGACCAGCACAGAGGGCCUCCUGGAUUGGCUAUGCAAUAGCAUAUCACCUUCUGGAAGACUACGAAAUGGCAGCAAAAAUCAUAGAAGAGUUUAGGAAAACGCAACAGACUUCUCCAGACAAAGUGGACUACGAGUACAGCGAGCUGCUGCUCUAUCAAAACCAGGUUCUUCGAGAAGCUGGUCUUUAUAAAGAAGCUCUUGAGCACCUCAUCACUUACGAGAAGCAGAUCUGUGACAAGCUGGCGGUGGAGGAGACCAGAGGAGAGCUGCUGCUGAAUCUGGAGCGCUUGGAGGAGGCCAAUGAGGUGUACCACCGCCUGCAAGAGCGGAACCCGGAGAACUGGUCCUACUACCACGGCCUGGAGAAAGCCCUGAAGCCCGGUAGCGUAGAAGAAAGGCAGAAGAUCUACGAGGAGGCCUGGGUGCAGUAUCCCAAGGGCCUGGUGCCACGCCGGCUCCCGCUAAACUUCCUGUCCGGUGAAAAGUUUCGCGAGUGUCUGGAUAAAUAUUUAAGAAUGAACUUCAGCAAAGGCUGUCCGCCUGUUUUCACCACCCUCAAGUCCCUGUACCACGACAAGGAGAAGGUGUCCAUAAUUGAAGAGUUAGUAGUUGGUUAUGAAACGUCUUUAAAUGUCUGCCGAAUGUUCAAUCAAAACGACGAUGGUAAGGAGGAGCCGCCCACCACCCUGCUCUGGGUGCAGUACUUCCUGGCGCAGCACCACGACCAGAUCGGUCAGCAGACCCUGGCCCUGGAGUACAUCAACGCAGCCAUCGAGAGCACACCCACCCUCAUCGAGCUCUUCCUCAUCAAAGCCAAAAUCUACAAGCACGCGGGAAACAUCAAGGAGGCUGCGCGGUGGAUGGAUGAGGCCCAGGCGCUGGACACGGCCGACCGCUUCAUCAACUCCAAAUGCGCCAAAUACAUGCUGAAAGCAGGCAUGGUGAAGGAGGCUGAGGACAUGUGCUCCAAGUUCACUCGGGAGGGGGCGUCGGCGGUGGAGAACCUGAACGAGAUGCAGUGCAUGUGGUUCCAGACUGAGUGCGCACUGGCCUACAAGUCCAUGAACAAGUACGGGGAUGCGCUCAAGAAGUGCCACGAGAUCGAGAGGCAUUUUGUGGAGAUCACGGACGACCAGUUUGACUUCCACACGUACUGCAUGCGUAAGAUGACCCUGCGGUCAUACGUGGACCUGCUGAAGCUGGAGGACGUCCUGCGCAUGCACCCCUUCUACUACAAGGCUUCCCGGACGGCCAUCGAGAUUUAUCUCGCCCUGCACGACAACCCGCUGACCAAUGAGAACAAGGAGCUGGAGGCCGACACGGCAAACCUCUCGGACAAAGAGCUGAAGAAGCUGCGGAACAAGCAGCGGCGAGCCCAGAAGAAGGCCCAGCUGGAGGAGGAGAAGAAGAACGCGGAGAAGGAGAAGCAGCUGAAGAACCAGAAGAAGAAGAAGGAGGAUGACGAUGAGGAGAUCGGCGGGCCCAAAGAAGAGCUUGUCCCUGAGAAACUCGCCAAGGUAGAUAACCCACUGGAAGAAGCGGUCAAGUUCUUGACUCCCUUGAAAAACCUAGUGAAAAAUAAGAUAGACACUCAUCUCCUGGCAUUUGAGAUCUACUUUAGAAAAGAGAAGUUCUUGCUGAUGCUGCAGGCGGUGAAGAGGGCGGUCUCCAUUGACCCAGACCACCCUUGGCUCCACCAGUGUCUAGUUCGUUUCUUCAAAGGAGUGUCAGAGAGCAAAGACCUCCCCUUGGCCGUGCGCACAGUUCUGAAGCAGGAGAUAUCCCGGCUCUUUGGAGAGUGUGAUGCCAAGAGCUUCAACGAAGCCUUCCUCAGCAAGCACUCCAACUCCAUCCCUCACAGAGUGGCAGCUGGCAGAAUGAUGUUCUACCUGGACCCUAGCACGGAGAAGAAGGCUGUGGAGCUGGCCACUGCACUGGACGAGUCCCUCAACAACAGGGGCAUUCAGAUCUGCACGGAUGUGUUGGAGAGCCUCCACGACGGCACCCUGGGCGAUGGGCAGUCGAUGGCGGAAACGUACCGGGCGGAAUGUCACAAGCUCUUCCCCUACACGCUGGCCUUCAUGCCGCCGGGGUACGAGGAGAACAUGAAGAUCACCGUCAACGGCGACCUGUCCGCCGAGCCCGAGGAGCUGGCCAAUGACAUGUGAGGGAGCGAGGAGGGGGGGGGAGGGGCUGGAGAGACUCGGGGAGCCCGCCGCCAUUCCGGAACACCGCCGCCAGGGUCCUCGUUACGCCCCUUGCUGGUCUUCUUGAGACCUGGACUGAAUAACGAUGGCAUUGUAUUUGAGAAGAGAUGAUGGGGGAAAAAAAAAAACAGAAGAGAAUAAAAAUGGCCAUUUUACGUUUUUUAAUCUUGCUGACGACUACUCUCUAACUGAAAAUAAACAGUAAACACAAAAAAAGUGAAAGUCUCUGGAGACUGAAUGAACGAACAGCGGUGGGGUGCUCUGGAGGAGACGCAAUAGCAGAUCGGCUACAUGUAAACCACGUUCUAUCUACUUCCCAUGUUUUUAAAGUAAUUUAUAAAAAAUAAAAAUAUGAAAAUAAAAUGAUAGGCUACGAACACACAGCGGGGGAGGGGGUGUUGGGGAGGGCUUGGUGUGUGCCAAAAACCACUCCUUUAAAAAGAAAAUAAAGAGAAGGGUAUUGUGGGAAGGAGGGGGUCCACGCUUUUUGGCGCUUGGUUUGAACCCUGAGCACAAGGCGAGGAUCGCUGUGGCAUGGAUGUGGUCCAGUCUCUCGGCCUGCUGUUUCAAUGGCAGGACUCCACAAAUGGUUAUAAUGGGAGCCAAGAAAGACUUCCCCACCCCACUGAGGUAGGGGUCAAAGGUUACAGUAUGAAUGGCAAAUGCAUUGGUUUGCUUCUUUUUUUCUUUUUCUUUUUUUCCUCCUAAUGGGUUGCAAUGUAAGAGUUGAAUUUGGUGAUGUACAAAGCAGUAUCUUUAUGAAAAAUGUCAACCACACCCCCCUCCCCUCCCACCCCAGCAUCACUGUACAUCACGGUUUGCUUUUCUCUGUCUUAACUUGAAUGAGAGAAGUGGGUUUCUUUUUUUUGUUUGUUUGUUUGGGAAAUGUUAAUAGACCGGACAUGAUAUAUAAUAGUUUCUAAAAUAAAGGAGGCAUUUGUCAAUCAUACUGGAUUCUUUAUAAUGACCCACCCACACAAUCACACAGCAAGCUUCAUUAAAAAUGAGACCGUACUGCUGAAGAGGUGAACCAUUUUCCUUAGGGUUUUUUUUUUUUUGGUUUUGUUUUUUGUUUUUUGAAUGGUCAAAGAGAAGGGACGGUGAGCAGUAAGAUUUGUGUACAGACUCUGGUUGCCAGCAGUACUGGAUCUGCAUUCUCACCCAGUGAUACCUCUGGAGCUUUUCACAUGCCAAGGUUAUUGUUUUUGGUUUGUAAUACUAAACAUCGAACAUUAUUUCUCAUUCUGCAAUCUCAAAACAAGCCCCAGACUUUGUACAUUUUAAGAACAGGGGGCCAGUUAAUAUAUUUAAGCGUGUGUAUGCGAUUGUGUGCGUGUGUGUAUUCAUGUGUAUUUAUACAUUUGUGUAUAUACAGUAUACACACACAUGCAGGCAUGCAUACACAUGCAGGCAUAAAUACAUACAUGUAUACAUACAUGCAUACAUUUGCAUACACAUGGACACUUCUUUUCCUCCAGGAUCGGAUCGGCUCCAUCCUUUUCGGUUGUAAUGUUACUACUCCCCUUGUUGUCAAACACAUAAGAGGAACCAAAUAUACGAUGCAAUAAACUGUUUUGAAAAAGUA
This is a messenger RNA of Conger conger (European conger), 4450 nucleotides long. It is a transcript of the gene naa15b, whose product is annotated as N-alpha-acetyltransferase 15, NatA auxiliary subunit b. NCBI's taxonomy places the organism in Eukaryota, Metazoa, Chordata, Actinopteri, Anguilliformes, Congridae. Gene Ontology annotation, molecular function: protein binding; protein-N-terminal amino-acid acetyltransferase activity. The coding region runs from base 229 to 2826 and encodes 865 amino acids. Gene Ontology annotation, biological process: N-terminal peptidyl-methionine acetylation. The record is from RefSeq and is a predicted model, not a curated record. Gene Ontology annotation, cellular component: cytoplasm; NatA complex. The transcript has 20 exons.